AUGAAUACCGCAAUUUUAGUAAUUAUAAUCAUACUCAUAAGCAGAUUGGAUUGCUCCAUCAUCAUAAAAGACAACUCUUUUCAUGCAGAAGCCGAACGUGGAGUAUUUCUUAGAAAACUGCAAAGUUCUAUUCGUAGUGGUCUAGAAGAAGGUAUGCAGUCUCUAACCUGGAGUGAAAUAUUAGCCGGUGUGUUGGUGAAUAGAAUGAAGAUAUUUUUGUUUCAAAAACCUACUGUGGUGAAUGUAAUUCAACAAGUAAAUACAUAUCAAACGGAAAACAUUAGUUUUAUCACCAAAUUUUGUGGUAAAGUCUUAAAUGUAUACAAAAGGUACAUAUAUAAUAACAUUUUUAGUAGCACAUUUGAGGAUACAACGGUUACAACUACAAGUGAAAGUAGUACAUAUAAUAUUGACGUUCAACUAAAUGAAGCAGAAAGACCUAAGGAUCCAAAGGAAGAUUUUGAAAUCGUAACUAUUAAUCCAGAUGUUGAAAUUAUUGGGCCAGAAUAUCAUGGAAAACUUUGCGAGGGCUGUAAGGAAGACGCUAAUGCACAAGAUGAUUCCAAAACCUUCAAGGAAGACUGUCCAAUGGGUUUAAAGAGAGAUGCCAAAGGAAACUGUGAGGAUCCAAAAUCUUCAAAUUUUAUUUUAUCUGUACCGUAUCAGUGUCCAAUUGGUUAUAGAGCGGAUUGGUUUGGAUAUUGUCGAAUAAGUUUCUAA
Molecule: messenger RNA, 720 nt
Organism: Parnassius apollo (apollo)
Lineage: Eukaryota; Metazoa; Arthropoda; Insecta; Lepidoptera; Papilionidae
Source: the annotation of a GenBank genome assembly